Molecule: messenger RNA, 354 nt
Organism: Phycomyces blakesleeanus NRRL 1555(-)
Lineage: Eukaryota; Fungi; Mucoromycota; Mucoromycetes; Mucorales; Phycomycetaceae
Exons: 3
Coding region: 1-354 (117 amino acids)
Source: RefSeq, a predicted model, not a curated record
AUGUCAAAGCGGGGACAUGACGAAAGUGAGCUCGUCAAUUCUCUUCGGCAGAAACUUAAAGUGGAUCAAUCUGCUAAUCGGUAUUAUGCCAAAAAAACAUUCGAACUCUUAAUGCAGGCACAAAGACCAAAUCAGAGAAAUUCUUUCAACGAGCCUUCUUAUGCACUAUUCAACACAGAUAUAAAGGACCCAGGGUUCUCUCUAAAAAAUAAAGUCUCAUGUCAUAGAUGUAGUACUCCAGGCCAUGCCAAUGAGUGCACAUUUUGUGAAAAGGGAUUCUGUGCAGACUGUUCUCAAAGAUGUGAACUGUCUACUCGUCCUCGCAAGACAGAAUUUUCUGUUUGUCAUGUAUAA